CUCUUCAGUUUCUUCACUGGUUCGUUAUCCUUUACUUUAUCUUUUCUUUUGUUUUCUUUUCUUUUCUGGCAUUAUCUAUGUUCUAUGGGUUAUGUUCGUUGACUUGGUUCCUGGAGCACUGUUUGUUAACUGGGAUGUGGCAGAGAAGGGAGAGAUCUGGGUGGUAACGAUUCCGAUGAAGGAAAAUGUCAAUGAAUCAAGCUGAUGAUAUAAUCCAAUCGUCAAUUUAUUCCACCCUUUCUCCUUCUUUUUGUUUUAAAUUGCUAAUGGGUGGGUUUUCAAUUUUUUUGUGAGGUUAAUUGUUGCACAGAAUUUUGAUUUGAUUGCCAUAGGAGCGCAUUGGGGGUCUAAAAUCAAGCAUGUGUUGGAGAUGAAUUCUAUUGUGAUCAAUCUGUUUGUUGUAUGUCAAGAAAUAUGCACACCAAGUAGUGCAUUGAAUGAUGAAUUUGGAAAUUCCAUGGGAAUCUCUAAUUUUGCUAUACUGUAGAAUCAUCCACUGUCACUUUCAUUUCUUUGACCUUCUAUUCUAUUAAGAUUGCCUUUUUCUUUCUCGUCUUCCUCUGGUUACUAGACUGGUCUUCUGUUUCCAUGUGGGUUCCUGUUAUUGUCCCCCGUCACCCCCAUCACCACCCCAUAUACACCCACACACAAAUGGAACAUUUUGUAGGACUUAGGUGAUAUAUAGGGAAGUUAGCACAUGGGUCACAUGGGUGAAUGCUUAUGUGUAAUUUGGAUCUCAGUGCACCUAUUAUCACGACUUGAGUUGCUUGACUUGCAAGACAAGUGCUUAACACGAUCUCUGCAUAAUGAAAACAUUGAAGCUUUUUUGAACUGGCUACUAGCGAGGCAAGCCUCAGGCCUCAAGGUGACCUGAAGGGUGCCUUUCAAAAUUUCCUUGAAGAGGUUUUCUUGCAUUUGAAGCCUAAUAAUAGAGACAAUGGGGGUUGUUUUCAAAGGAGGGUAAAAUAAAGGAGUUAGAAGGAAGUGUAAAAGUCUAACCACCAGAUCUAGGAUGGAAUUCAGGAUGGCCGGGGGAUAACAUAUGUCUGUUUGCAGGUGUGCGCAGAAAUGUGUUACAAGCGUUUUCCUCGUUCUCCUCUGCCCAACAUACCAUGCCUGUGUGCACAUGGUUAUGUUAAGUUGGAUGCAAGCACUUGAACAUCAGAAAUGGGUUCUGGAGAUUGGUUUAAAACAAUAAUUAGCCUAAAGAAAGUGAAACAUGAGAAAAAAAAACAGGGAUCCUUAACUAGGGAAAAAUCAACUGGAUUGAAAUGGAGACACUGUUAUCAGAAGGAGUCUACUAACCUUGCUAGUAGUGCUACAAGAGGAGAUCGACGGGCUCUUUGUUUGCCAGUUGAGGAUGUAGCUGCCACUCGGAUUCAGAGUGCAUUCCGGGCAUUUAUGGGUAGGAGAAUGUUCUGUCGAUUGAAAGGGACAGUUAGAUUGCAGAUCUUGACCCAAGGCCAUUCUGUUAAAAAGCAAGCUUCAACUAUGUUGAGCCGUCUUCAUUCAUGGAGCAGGAUACAGGCCCAAAUUAGAGCUCGGCGAAUCUCUAUGGUAACUGAAUGCCAGAUUAGACAAAAGAAACUGGAAAAUCAAUUAAAACUUGAGGCAAAGCUCCAUGACCUAGAGGUGGAUUGGUGUGGUGGCUCUGAAACAAUGGAUAAAAUUCUUGCGAGGAUACAUCAGAGAGAAGAAGCUGCAGUUAAGAGGGAGCGAGCCAUGGCAUAUGCAUUCUCUCAUCAGUGGAGGGCCAACUCCAUCCAGAACCAAGGGCUGGGUACUUACGAACUUGGGAAAGCCAAUUGGGGUUGGAGUUGGAUGGAACGUUGGAUUGCUGCUCGCCCAUGGGAAACCCGAGUAUCUGGUCACUCCCCCAUCCCUAAGAAAGGACAAAGUAAUAAGGCAAACCAAGUUAGCAAAAAAUUGAACACACCGAAAGCUAAAGUAUCAGUUUCAGUUAAACCUGAUUUUUCUAAUGAGAAGGGGACUACAAAAGCCCGAAGAUUAUCCUACUCAUCAGCUGAAAAACCAGCUGAGGCCCGAAGACUGUCUUACUUAACGGCUGAAAAACCAGCUGCACAAGGGAAGAGUGAAGUUGAAGAAGCAGACAAUGAGAAAGAACAAUUUGCAUCUUAGUACCAACCCAAUGACAUGGACUGAAAUGGGAAUCUCUUCGAUUUUCAGUCACUGUUAUUGUGGAAGACCAAUCUGUGAUGGGAUAUACGCUCUUGAAUUAUGUGAUCACUCUGAUUUAUUUAUGUGGAGUGGUGUGGAAGUAAUAUGGCUUCUCGUAUAUAGUAAGAGGAAAGAACUUGGAUAUGGGGUGCACUGCAUUCACAUUUAUUUUCUUUUAUUUUUUAAAUCCUUUUGCAUGUUGUAUGUUUUGGAAAGAUAUCUUAUUUAUGAACAUAGGAAAAUCAAUUUUCGUGGGUGAUUUGUAGAAUGUUGAAUUAUAAUGCCAGAAUUACCAGCCUUAUUCUCUUCUAUGCCAA
This is a messenger RNA of Malania oleifera, 2495 nucleotides long. RefSeq names its product protein IQ-DOMAIN 9-like. The transcript is spliced from 6 exons. NCBI's taxonomy places the organism in Eukaryota, Viridiplantae, Streptophyta, Magnoliopsida, Santalales, Ximeniaceae. The record is from RefSeq and is a predicted model, not a curated record. Bases 1168 to 2139 code for a protein of 323 amino acids. Gene Ontology annotation, molecular function: protein binding.